Molecule: messenger RNA, 747 nt
Organism: Amoebophrya sp. A120
Lineage: Eukaryota; Dinophyceae; Syndiniales; Amoebophryaceae
Source: the annotation of a GenBank genome assembly
UUUUUUCUGUGAAUUAUCCCUACCUACGACAAAUCGACCUGCUAAAACGACCCGCCAAACCGCUCCGAGCAACAACGCAAGCAGGACUAAAACCACCUACGUGAAGAUCUUAUCUUGCAAUCAAUUGCUUCGAACACAAUGACGAUCGCCAUGAGCUGCAUGCCGGACACUUCCGCCGCACCUGCUGAGGCGAUUUCUUUACAAUUCCAAUUUUCGCAGGGCGAGACGCCGGACUUGGCCGCGUCGACGUGUGGCCAAGACCUUGGUCCACCCACGGCAAAGAAGGACGGACCCAAGACGAGCGACAAACCCGUGCCCACGGAGGUGCACAACUACAUGAAGCGCGCCGGCAAGCGCAAGCAGGUGGUAAUGCGCCGCUACAAGAAGCUGGAGCUCCGCUACACCUGUCAGCUGAGGAACAACAAGAAGACCAAGUUGGGGGCCGCCGCCGCGGCCGCCGGGGCGCAGACCCUUGGCUUUGUGUCGGUCAUGGUUGAUGGCGUGCAGGCGGUACGUCCCUCGGCGCCCCAAAACUUGCUGAAGCAGAAGGCGGCGCGCCUGGAGGAGCAGCAGCAUCGUGUGGGAGGUGGGGCCGCGGCUGCUGCUGACGCAAUGUCCGCGAAUGUUUCGUCCGACGAGGCAGCCAUGGCUGAUGGACAUGUUGACGGAAACUUUUCUGUGGAUGAUGCGGGCGAGGGACGAUCUGACGCCACGGCCUCCCCGGCAGAAGAUGCUGACCCCGGCUAG